GAAGCUCAACUCAACCACUUCAGAGAUAAAUGUGCAGCUCUGUAAGUACGCAGGACAUUUAUCAUAAUCUUAUCUGGUGCUCACAGAAGUGAUGAUCACGUGACACAUCAGCAGCUCUCGUUGGAUGAAACAAACUGUUCGACUAGAGAGAAAUUGCAAUAUAGAAUUUUUAUGGACUACAUCUAGGAUCAGAAUGUAUAUUGGAUAUUGGAUCUAUUUUUGUAGAUCACAUAUUAAAAGAUGCAGUUUGGUGGUGGUUUAACGGCUCUUGUUUGGUGCUCAGUCUUUGCACACAUCCACUGCGACUCCUGCAGAUACAUCACCUUACAGUCUGCAGGUCUGAGGGUGAACUGCAGCUCACAAGGCUUAAGGAUGAUCCCUCAACUGCCUACCACCGUCACAGAGCUCCUGCUGCAAAACAACCUCCUGUGCACAGUGACUCCAGGUCAUUUCGACGCACUCCAUAACUUACAGCUGGUCAACUUAUCCAAGAACCCGUUCAACUGUGACUGCAACAUCCGCUACCUAAGUCACUGGCUGAAAAGAAAUCAAGCCAUGUCUGGGAUGGCCGUGUGUGCCAGUCCUGCUGAACUCGCCCACAGGCCCAUUGAUGGGCUCGCGGAUGCCGAUUUCCCCUCCUGUUUCUCUGCCGAGUGCUCUGGAUGGGUAUAUAACAGCGUUUUAUGCUUUGUGCUUUGCUUUCUCAUUGGCUUACUGCUGUGGUGCCUGCAACUCGCCAGGAACUCGACAUUUACUCUGGGAAUCGAUGAGAGUCACUCUGCAUUGGAGGCCGAAUCUCUUCGAUCGCUCAAGCCUAAACACAGAGCUAGGAUGAGACGCAGUAUCGGAAGUGAUGACAUGGACACCCCUUUACUGAACAUGGAGCUUCUUCCUCAGAUACUGGAUGUCCUGCACAAGCAGCACAACAUCAAGAUUAAAGUACCAUGAUGGGACAAACCCCAUUUUGACAUGUGUCAAUGGUCGCUUUCUCUUCAGUACAAAUUACGUCACUCUGCACAUUUAACAGUUCAUACACUUAUUAGAUGUUUUAUUUUCCUAAAGCGACUUACAAGAUAUGCUUUCACUGGUGCUCCUUUUGAGUUGAACCCUAGAACAUGGCAUAACAGAGCCAUGAACAGUUGAGCUACAGGAAUGUCUUGAAAUAAAACAUUUACAUUUCAUGUAACAUGGACAAAGAUAUUAUUCAAAUGUAAACCUUUUAUGUAAGGUGGACUUGAGUUUAGAAAGUUUCAUUGUGGUGUAAAGGCUCAUUCACACCAAGAGCAAUAAAUACAGUACAAUAACUAUACUACCAUCCAUUCCAUACAUUCAAAAGUCCACUGGGGGCGGUAAAGAGAAGGAGUGUUUUGGUCCGUUAGAUGGUUGAGUGCAUAGUGCAUAAAUGUAUAGUGCAAGCAUAGGGUGUCAUUUAGGACACAACUUAGGUUUUCCACUUUUAUUUGUCAUCUUUCAAAAUGACAAAAUAUUUUUCUGGCAUUUUAGUAGUCAAAUGAAAAGUUGAGGUCCAAGGAAUAACAUUUGCAAAACAUUUCAUGUAAAGAAAAUUUGCAGGAAAUUUUAUUUUCACCCUGAGAUGCUUUUACACUUUACAAUAUUGAAGUUCCCACCUUUUCUUAUUGGCUGUUAUGUCUUUCACAUCCUACAAAACUUGCUUUUUCUUUAUUUCUAUUUCUGCUUAUGUCUUUAUGUUCUUUUCUUAAUACGCCAUCCUUUAAAAAUGUUUAAAAAUGAAUGACAUCGAAAUAUCCUUCUCAGUUAAAGUGAAAAUCAGCUAAAGCGUCUUGUUGCCAUAGUCAAUAGGCUUUAUGUUGUUGGUGUGAUACUAAUUGAUCCUCUUAAAUGUAUCACCAUUUAUGUAUUGAAAUUAAGGGGUGAUAUAGUGGGGAUUCUCACUUACACUUCAUAGUGGUUUCUGGGUAUGAGUAAUUUUUGGGACAUAUCGGGUGGUCCGUCCAGGUGGGAUGCAGUAGAAGUCCUGCAGGUGAUAUAACUCAGAUGUCACUGUACCAUGAAUGAUGUGAAAAUGAAUGAAACUAAAAAUAAAGUACAUCAGUUUCUGACCAGAAGUGCGCUUGAUAUCCUGGAACACGAUAAAAGCGUGACUCAUGAUGAGUAUGAGUACUGUCUUGCUUUCUUUUUAUCACAGUUCAUACUAUACACAUGCUGUGAGAAUUUGGGUUUUGCCUGUGUCCCAUACAUAUUGUGUGAAAUAUAUUUCAAUGAUGAUUGUACAUGCAUUAUGUCUAACGUUACUCAAGGUCAAGUGCUGACCUAGUUAACAGAAUAUGCAGACUCAUGCUGCCUUAUAUGCACCAAGUUAACAGAAUGUUCUGAACAUCGUGCUGCCUUCUCCUGGAGCACUUAUAAGGAGUUCCUAAAGCAAAUGUACUAAUGAAGAACAUCUAAUGAACUUAUAAGGGGCUCUUAGAACAAAUAACCAACCACGUGAAUAAUAUUAAUAGUUUCAAUGACAUAUUUACUUCCUCCUGAAUACAAAUAUGGGAACUAUUUUCAAUAAACUUUGGACUCUGAUUGAACUGCACUCUGUGUCUGUGUCAAACUUGGUCUCCAGGCCUGCAACUCUGUGUGUUCCGUCGACUCGACUCUUCAACUUAGAAUAACUGAAUUUAGACUUAGGGGACAAGUAAGA
Molecule: messenger RNA, 2671 nt
Organism: Triplophysa dalaica
Lineage: Eukaryota; Metazoa; Chordata; Actinopteri; Cypriniformes; Nemacheilidae
Gene: gp9
Product: glycoprotein IX (platelet)
Exons: 2
Coding region: 241-948 (235 amino acids)
Source: RefSeq, a predicted model, not a curated record